AUGUACUUCAUCGUCUCUGUGGUGGGUGCCCAGGUGUCCAUUAACAGGUAUAACUACAGGGUCCCUCCAAACCUCAGCUUCCUGAUAGACGACGCAGAAGCAGAGUGGCAGUUCCAUCAAAAAUUCGACCUGGUCCACGGCCGGAUGAUGACUGGCUCCCUCAAGGACUGGGACCGCUUCUAUACCCAAUGCUACGAUAACAUUACCCCAGGCGGAUAUGUUGAGAUGCAAGAUAUCUGCCUCCCGCUGAGGGCCGACGACGGCACACUAACGGCAGACCACGCCCUGGACAAAUGGUCGCGGCUAUGUCUGGAAGCCUGCGAGAAGCUCGAGAGGCCGCUUGACGUGGCGAAGAGCCACAAGAGCCGCAUGGAGGCAGCUGGCUUCGUGGACGUGGUGGAGGUGGUGCACAAGUGGCCGCAGAACUCAUGGGCAAAGGACCCCAAGCUGAAGGAGAUCGGCAACUGGACGAUGACGAACAUGCUGGAGGGUCUGCAGGCGCUGACCAUAGGGCCGUUUACGAGGGGACUGGGCUGGAGUUUGGAGCAGGUCGAGGCGUUUUUGAUAGACGUGCGGAAUGACGUCAAGAACAGGAAAUUGCAUGUUUACUGGCCGAUGUAA
Trichophyton benhamiae CBS 112371 is the source of this 621-nucleotide messenger RNA. RefSeq lists its product as uncharacterized. NCBI's taxonomy places the organism in Eukaryota, Fungi, Ascomycota, Eurotiomycetes, Onygenales, Arthrodermataceae. Bases 1 to 621 code for a protein of 206 amino acids. The transcript is spliced from 2 exons. The record is from RefSeq and is a predicted model, not a curated record.